This is a messenger RNA of Cetraspora pellucida, 1495 nucleotides long. The record is from the annotation of a GenBank genome assembly. NCBI's taxonomy places the organism in Eukaryota, Fungi, Glomeromycota, Glomeromycetes, Diversisporales, Gigasporaceae.
AUGGUUGUGAAAUAUAUUUUAAGUUUUUUGUUAAUUCUAUUAAUCCUGAUUGUUAAUAUAUCCAAAACGGUUAAUUGUCUUGUAAUCCGCUCUGUAAAACCGAUCGAAAAUAAAACAUGGGAAAAUUGGAAUGGAGCAAUUCAUAUUUCACCAGAUGCCAUUUUUGAACCAUCUACCCUUGAAGAUCUUAUAGAUAUUGUAAAAUUAGCAAAGAUAAAUAAUAAAACUAUUCGACAUGCUGCUCAAGGACAUGCCGAAAAUUCACUAUCUGUUACAGAGCAUUAUUUGGUGAUAGUUACAAAUUUAAAUAAAAUGACAGUGCAAAAACAUCCAAAAUAUGGCUGGACUGUUACUGCCGAAGCAGGUAUAUCAUUAUCUAAGCUUGAUAAAACACUUCGAAAUCAUGACCCACCACUUACUCUUGAUUCUGAAACAUUAUAUGACACGUUUCGAGUAUCUGGUGUUAUAGCAACAGGAUCACAUGGUGCAAAAACCAGUUCAGGCAUUAUGUCAGAUCAACUUUGCUCUAUGAAAAUCGUCACAAGCUCUGGUGAAAUAUGUGAAUUCAGUGAAGAAAUAAACAAAUUAGAAUUCAGUGCUGCAAAAGUCAACUUAGGUUUGCUUGGUACAAUCUAUUCGUUGACUUUUCGUGCACAACCAAUGUACAAUCUUCGUAUGACUGAUAUCUAUGUUCCAGCAAACAAAUGGCUUAAUAAUCCACAGAAUAUCAAAAAUCUUUUAGAAUCAUCUGAUGGUAUUACUAUAGCUUAUUGGCCGUUCAAUGGGUUCAAUCAGAGUGAUCCAAAUCCUCUUGAUCCUAAUAGAGAUCGAAUUGCGAUUAAGAAUUGGGUACGAACAGACGAACCUGUGAGUUUUACACAACAGCAACUCGAACAAUCACAUGAAACUCAAAAACAGGGCGUUAUUCAGCAGUAUGAGCUCAUAACUAGUCACUUACAAAAUCCCGAGACAACUCCGAAUGUUACCGCCACAAUAUGGAAUAGUGUAAUUAGUAAUGGUAAUACUAGUUCGGUAUUUCAAGCUCCUGAUGCUAUUCAUUAUGUAGCUAGUGAAGAAAGUGCGAAGUUUGAUUUUGUGGAAAUCAGUUUCAAGGUUGAUCCUGAUUUCUCCAAUGUCGCUUCAGAAUUUUCCCAUGUAAUCAAAACACUAUAUGAAUUUGCAAAAAAAGGAAAAUUCCCUUUAAAUUAUAUUGCAGAUUUUAGAGUCAUAAAAUCAACUGAAGCAUUAUUAUCUCCUGCUUUUAAUAAUGAUCCAAACGCAUUGUAUUGUCAAAUGGAUUUUGUAUCAGUUACUGGCACUCCUAAUUUGGAAGAAUUCAUACAAGUAAUAGCACAGAGAUUAUUUGAGAAGUACACAGCAAAACCUCAUUGGGGAAAAAGAUGGGAAUUUAUUCCAAAUGUGAAGUCUUAUCUUUCUAAUGUUUUAUCAGAUCAAAUUAAACAAUUCGAGAAAGUACGUGCAAAGUACGACCCUG